Dictyostelium purpureum is the source of this 1821-nucleotide messenger RNA. RefSeq lists its product as uncharacterized. The coding region runs from base 1 to 1821 and encodes 606 amino acids. Gene Ontology annotation, molecular function: metalloendopeptidase activity. The record is from RefSeq and is a predicted model, not a curated record. NCBI's taxonomy places the organism in Eukaryota, Evosea, Eumycetozoa, Dictyosteliales, Dictyosteliaceae. The transcript has a single exon.
AUGAGGAUUUUAAUUUUUCUUAUUCUAUUAAUUUUUAUAAAAUUAAUUCAAUCAAACCCUUUGGCUCAAAAUGAUGCAAUUUUAUCAAAUGGAAAUGAUAGUGUUUUAAUUGCGCAAACACAUGUUAUACCAGUAAGUGGUAAAAAAUGGGUAAUUAAUAAUGUUAACUAUGAAUUAAAAAUAGUUCCAAAUAGAGAUUCUCUAAUUUUAGCAAAGUUCAAUAACCAAAAUGAUACCUAUAUUAUUAAUGUUUACAAUGGCAAUAAUCUUUUGGGAUCUCUUGAAAUGAAACCACCAAGUCAACUACCACCAACUGAAGAUAAUGGACCAAAAUAUUCAACAGAGCAUCAUAAUAUUUUAAUCCCAGGCAAUUGGAUAAAAAAAAAUAUGAAAAUUCAAUUUGAAAAUAAAUCAAAAGCAAAAUCAGAUAUGGUAACACCAAAUAUGGGCCAAGAGAGGGAAAUGCUACUUUGGACUCUUCCUGCUUAUUUUUUUGGUGCUAAUGAUUCAAAUACCCAACCUUUUUCAAAUGUUAAACAAGUUGACCAACCAAUUAUUGAUGAAUUAAUUCAAAAAUGGGCAGUUAGUGGUUUAAAAUCUAAAAACCAUCCAUUAGGUAAAAUAGAUUGGCCUUACCUUAUCAUGCCCCCACGUUCAUAUGAAGGUAAAACAUACCGUUCAAUGAAAAUUACUAAUUCUGAUAUGAAAUCUGAUGGCUAUGCCAUUAUGAAUUUAGUUGUUGAUUUAUUAGGAGGAAUAAGAAAAGCAUUUGGAGAAAGCUCAUCAUCAAUUCAAAUAUAUACUCCACUUCUUCAUCUUGGUGCAAAUGGAAAAUAUGCUGAUCCAUGGGGAGGUUUAGGAGCUGUUGGAGGAAGUGUUGGUACCGGAGAUUAUACUUAUAGAGGUAUAUUUAUUCAUGAACAAGGUCAUUGUUUUGGAAUGCCACAUGCCGAGGAAGCCUAUAAUAAUAAAAAAUACCCUUAUGUUCGUGGUAGUUUAAAAGGAAGUGAGUGGGCUUUUGAUACAAAUCAUAACGAAUUCAUAUCGAUUUAUAUUCCAAAAACUGCAGAAGCUUACCCAAACUGCAAACAGAAUUCUUUGUUGUCUGAUGAUGGUAAAUAUUGUAUUAAACAAUCUGUUAUGCAAAGUGGUGCUGGUGACCAAUCAAGCAAAUAUAGAUUUUCUAUAUUUUCAGAUUUCGAAAUGACUACAAUUCAAAAGUAUUUUGAAAACGCCAUUAACUAUGACGGAAAUACAGGUAAGUAUAACAAAUGGAAUACUACAUCGGAAGAGUACUAUGAAUACAAACCUGUAACUAAAAGCGAUGGUUUAUUUGGUAACGUCGAUGAGGGUACUCCAAUUGAGAGAGAUGUAGAUGUUUAUACCAUUGUAUAUACAUACAGUGUAGUAGGUCCAAAUGAAUUAAAUCAAUUUUAUCCAAUAAUAAAAUCAAAAGGAAAUUUAAUUAGAUACAUUGAUCCAACAAAUAAAACUGAUGUAUAUGAUAUUAUACCAUUUACAGAUCGUCCAGUCCACAGCUAUUGUUACGGAGAAGGUUGUGACUAUACACUAAGAGUUACAUACGCAGAUGGUUCAAAAAAACAUAUAUUAAUUUCUCAAGGUACUCGUAAAUGGGGUUAUGCUAAUAAAAAUGUUUAUAAAGACAAUCUAAAUAACCCAUUUAGCGGUGAUAGUUUUAUAACAGGCGUUUACAAUGUUAAAGCUGAUAAACCAUUAUCAAAGGUUGAACUACUUGAUACACCAAUGGGUUGGAAUGGUGUUCCAGAUAAUGCUAAAGUAUUGGCAUCAAGAAAUUUAUAA